AUGAAUAUCGAUUUAAAUAAUUUAUCCGAUGAAGUUCUUUUCUACUCAAACGAUCAAUUUUACAAGUUUAUUGAAGAUUGUUUAGGUGUUGAUGAAAUGAAGUUAUUGAAAUUACAAUCAAUUAAAAACAUUAGAACCCUGUUAAAUGUGCCAGAUGUUUUUGCUAUAUUUAGUAUUAAUUGUAAAGAACUUGCUAAUCUUAAAAAUAAUAUUUGCUUCAUCGAUGAUGAUAAUGAUAAGAAUGUUAUUGUUAAAUCAGGAAUCAAAGCUGGUGUUGAUUAUUUAAUAACAAUACUUUAA
Messenger RNA from Rotaria sp. Silwood2, 300 nucleotides. NCBI's taxonomy places the organism in Eukaryota, Metazoa, Rotifera, Eurotatoria, Philodinida, Philodinidae. The record is from the annotation of a GenBank genome assembly.